UUGGAUUACAAGGGAUAUGGAAUCCAAAUCGCCAAAUACAACAAGAGGAUUUCAAAUCCAGGGGUUCAAAAUCCACGCUCCCAAACAUACCCUUGGAUGGGCUUGGGCUGAACAAUUUGGGCCCGUUACAGGACCGGGCCGGAUUUGGGCAAUGUUGAAGAAGAGGGGCUGGGCUUGGACGAGCUCUGCCGGGCCUAACCCGUUGACACCCUACCUCUAUCGCUUCUUACCCUGCCCGGAAAAAGCGAGCAUUGAACCUGAAAAAUGUCCUUGUACUAAUCCACCGACCUUCCAAAUUUCCAUACAUGAUGGUAUGGCUUUGAUUCCACUCACCCGUUCCCAUCUCUCUUCUUAUCAAACUCAUCUCUCUUCUCAUCACCUCCUCCGUCACCACAUUCACCAACAACUACAACUACAGCAUCAGCGGCAAAAGCCAUUGAUACAACAACAGCAGCAGCAGCAGCAGCAACAACAACAACAGAAUCACCUUUGUAGUAGGUUUGAAGAUACAUGUCUUUCCAUCAUUAAGUCAUGCUCAACAAAGGCCCACCUUCUGCAAAUCCACGGCCAUCUGAUCCGUACAUCCCUCAUUCAAAACCCCACCAUUCUGACCCCCUUCUUAUCCUCCGCCACCACUCAAGACCUAGACUACUCGCGCCAAAUUUUCAUUCAAAUCCCCAACCCCACCCUUCCUCUUUACAACGCCAUCAUGAAAGCCUACUCUCAGAGCAGCUUCCCUGACCAGGCCUUCUACUUGUACUCGCGCAUGCGGAAGCAAGGCAUUCGUCCGACCCCAUUCUCUUCUUCCUUCGUUCUCAAAUCCUGCAUUAGAAUUCCGUCUUUAACAGGAGGCAUACAGAUUCAUGCCCGGAUCCUUCGUGACGGCCACCAGUCCGAUUCUCUUCUCCUCACCUCUUUGAUGGGUUUUUAUUCUGCAUGCGGGAAUGGCGAUGGUGCACGCCUAGUGUUCGACGAAAUGUCCGUGAGAGACACGGUCGCAUGGAACGUUUUGAUUUCUUGCUAUGCACGCAACGGUCGGACUAAAGAUGCCCUGGGGCUGUUUGACGUUAUGCAGGCCCCGCCCUAUGAAUCUGAACCGGAUGAUGUCACUUGUUUGCUUCUCCUCCAGGCUUGUGCUCACUUGGGCACGCUUGAUUUCGGUGAGCGGAUUCAUAAUUACAUCAAUGAACGAGGCUUCAGUAAUGCUUUGAAUCUGUGCAAUUCACUUAUAGUGAUGUACUCAAAAUGUGGGUGUGUGGAUAAGGCUUUUAGGGUGUUUGAUGAGAUGGUUGAGAGAAAUGUCGUUACCUGGAGUGCAAUGAUUUCUGGGUUGGCAAUGAAUGGCCAUGGAAGGGAAGCCAUUGAAGCAUUUGCGGAAAUGCAGAGAGUAGGUAUUGUGCCAGAUGACCAGACUUUUACAGGUGUUUUAUCAGCUUGUAGUCAUGGUGGAUUGGUGGAUGAAGGUUUGAAGUUUUUUGAUUUAAUGAAGUCUGAAUUCGGAUUAGUGCCAAACAUCCAUCACUAUGGGUGCAUGGUGGAUCUUUUGGGUCGUGCAGGUCUGCUGGAUCAGGCCUACCAUCUUAUAAAUUCAAUGAUGGUCGAGCCUGAUUCGACAAUUUGGAGGACUCUGCUUGGCACUUGCAGAAUUCACGGUCACAUUGCUCUCGGUGAACGUGUUGUUGGGCAUUUGAUCGAGUUAAAAGCCCAACAAGCUGGGGAUUAUGUUUUGUUAUUGAAUAUUUAUGCUUCUGCUGGGAAUUGGGAGAAGGUGGCAGAUGUGAGGAGGUUGAUGAAAGAGAAAGGAAUCCAAACAAGGCCCGGUUGUAGUACAAUCGAACUAAGAGGAGAAGUCCAUGAGUUUGUUGUGGAUGAUGAUUCACAUCCACAAAAGGAGGAGAUCUAUGAGAUGUUGGAUGAAAUUGGAAAGCAACUGAAGAUUGCUGGUUAUUUUCCAGAUAUGACAGCUGAGCUGCACAACUUACAUAUGGAAGGAAAGGAGAAUGCUCUCUCUUAUCAUAGCGAGAAGUUGGCCAUUGCUUUUGGGAUGGUCAUGACUCCUCCUGGAACGACAAUAAGAAUUGCCAAGAACCUUCGCAUCUGUGUUGAUUGCCACAAAUUUGCAAAGGUUCUAUCCGGGGUUUAUAACCGGGAGGUAGUUGUGAGAGAUCGCAGCCGGUUCCACCAUUUCCGAGAAGGAUCAUGUUCCUGUAAUGAUUACUGGUAGGCCUCCUUUUACUUCAAAUCAUGUGCAAAGGUACUGUCUGGGGCAUUGACUGAUGGACGUCUUGCCCCCCAAAACCAGAAUAUUAAGAAAUCAAAUGAAACUUGUCAGUUCCUACA
Molecule: messenger RNA, 2340 nt
Organism: Magnolia sinica
Lineage: Eukaryota; Viridiplantae; Streptophyta; Magnoliopsida; Magnoliales; Magnoliaceae
Product: pentatricopeptide repeat-containing protein At3g47530
Exons: 1
Coding region: 17-2224 (735 amino acids)
Biological process (GO): RNA modification
Molecular function (GO): RNA binding; zinc ion binding; protein binding
Source: RefSeq, a predicted model, not a curated record